CUAAUAUUAUGAGGCUUUAUGACUAUUGUAUUCUUUAAGUUAUCAUAAUGUUGCGAUUAUUGUUUAUGUCCUUUUAUUUGUAAUUAAUGUAAUUUUAUACAAUAGUAUGCGCUUUUUAUCCGUAUGUAUGCACUUUUGUUAUAAUGUUAUUAUUUUUUGAUAAUAAAUAACGUGUAUGAUUAUUAUGUUGUUAUUCAUAGAUAGCGAAGCAAGCAUUCCAGCGAAACAAGAAUCUAUAAAUAUAUUAUCUCCGACCUUAAAUAAUCACAUCAAUUAUCAAAUAUUUACUUGUUUAACAAGCCAAAAAAAAAAAAAAAAACUGCUUUUACUUCUUACUUCAUACUCGUAUAAGAUUUGUUUCUUCUUAAUAAAAAAAAAAGAAAAAAAAAGUGUAUUAACCCGUUUUUGUAUAGUACUGUACUAUACAUACUCCGUAUUACAUAAAUCAGAUGUCUCCGAAGGACCCGUAUUACAUGUAUGAUUUUAUGGGUAUGACUGUAUGAGUGUAUAACUUCAUAAUUGCGGGGAAGCGAGUGUUGAAAAGUCUAUAACGUGGUACAAUUAUAUGGACAUUAUUAGGAGUGUUCAUCUAAUCAUACAUUGUGGUACCCUGAGGGUAAAAUCAUUCCUUUCCUUCAAAAAAAAAAAAACAAUGGCUGAAUCUGUAGCUCCGCUUUUGGUUGAGGCUGUGAAACCCAUGAUUGAAGUAAUGGUGAGUCGGGUGAAGGGGGAGAUCAAACUGAUGCGGGGCUUCAGAAAAGAUCUCAACGAGCUCAAGCGCAAGGUCGAUAUAAUCUCAAGCUAUGUGCUCAACAAGACUGCUACUAAUACUAAUACUAGUAGUAGAGACCUAAUAGAACCGUGGAUGAGAAAUGUCGUCAACAUUCUCUAUGAUGCGGAGAAUAUGAUGGAUGUGUUGGCUUAUGAGAAGCAGCGUGUAGUUGUCAUGAAGAGAAGGUCUCAAAGGAAACGAGUCUUCUGGCCUUUGAAACAGGUCUUCUUUCGCCGUAAGAUUGGCAAGUGGAUAAGUAGGAUCAAUUCCAACAUCGAUAAAGCUGUGAAAGAGGUUAAAACCAUUGCCAAGCUCCGCCAGGCUUUAGACUUAGCUCCUCAAGGCGCCGCUGAAGAUAAUCCUCUGCAACAGGUUCGACGGAAUUUGGAUAUGUCCAUGUUCAUCGGCAGGGAUACUGAUGUUGAUUCCUUGGUAGACAAAUUGUGCAACCCUUCCCUGGAUAACUGCCUUUCUGUCGCAGCCAUCGUUGGUUUUGGAGGCAUUGGAAAAACAAGGCUAGCAAAAAACGUUUUUGAGAAUAAGCGAGUGACGGAGUCAUAUACCCAAAGAAUUUGGGUGGUCGUAUCAGAAGAUUUUAACAUUACGAGGAUUUUACUGAGAAUGCUGGAGUACAUUGACAAGAGCGAUAAAGAGAUUGCCAACACCGACAGCAGCGAAACAGCAGUAAGAAAACUCAAGGAAAAACUAAAUGGAAAGAGAUACUUGUGUUUGAUGAUGUUUGGAAUACCCAUCAAGGCCUUUGGAAUUCAAUGAAAAGUUCUCUGGAAAGUACUGGUGGUUCUAAGGAUAGCAUGAUACUGGUGACAACUAGAGAUAAAGAUGUUGCACGGGUAAUACACUCGUCUUCGGUCCAUGAAUUGCCAGAGCUUUCCGAAGAUGAUGGUUGGUCUUUGUUUAAACAAGUUGCCUUCGUAAAUAAGUCUAAGGAGAACAUAUCUAUGUUAGAGACCAUUGGUGAAAAGAUUGUUAGGAAAUGUAAGGGAAACCCCUUGGCAAUAAAGACCAUUGGAGGAAUAUUGCAAACUAAACAACAUUCAUAUGAGUGGGAGAACAUUGAACGAAGUGAAUUAUGGGAUUUACCACAGGAUGAUGAGACGGGAAUAUUACCAUCAUUGAAGCUUAGCUACAAUCAUUUGCCAUCUCCAUUUUUGAAAAAGUGCUUUUCCUUUUGUGCUGCGCUUUCAAAGGAUGAACAAUUGGGUAACGAAUGGUUGACACAUCAAUGGAUGGCUCUGGGCCUAAUCGAACAAUUUGAUAGUAGAGAAUUGAUGGAGGAUAUUGCUCAAGGGUAUAUUAAUGUUUUGCUAAACAUUUCCUUCUUACAGGAAGCAGAGUGGGAUGAUCUUGGAGAUAUAAAUUAUUAUGUUAUGCAUGACUUAGUGCAUGACUUAGCAACAUCAGUUUCAAGGCACGAGUUGUUAUUAUUGGAAGAAGGUAAACAAGUGACAACCAUAUCUGAUGUUCGACAUUUGUCUAUAUAUGGACAUGUGGAAGUAACAUCAGAUUUUUGGGACAAUUUGGUUGUUGAAAAUUUACGCUCACUUCUCAUCGAUAGGAGUUCACCUAGAGGUUUAUUGGAGUAUGUCAGGUAUCUGCGUGUAUUAUGUUUACAAUAUGUAGGUUUAAAUAAUGUUCCGAAAUCAAUUGCUGGAUUGAAGUGUUUGAAGUACCUUAGUCUGAGAAAUAUUCCAAUUAAGGUGAUGCCUGACUAUAUUACUAGAUUAUACAACCUGCAAGCUUUGGUUCUAGAAGGUUGUAAGUUGUUAAAGGAGUUACCUCGAGGAUUAGCUAAUUUAGUUAAUCUGAGGCAUCUUUGGAUUGACAGCAUAAACAAAGUUCCAGCAGGGAUGAUUGAGCAGCUGAGGUGUUUGCAAACCCUUCCACCUCUGUGGGUAAGAGAUGGAGGAUUCCAGAUCUCUGAAUUGGGAUAUUUGCCUCACGUGAGUGGUGAAUUAAAAAUCUGCAGCCUUGAAGUAAUCAAGAGCAAACAAGAUGCUGAAACUGCACGUAUCUCAGAGAAGUCAAGACUUAAGAAGUUGGGGCUAUUCUGGAAUAGUGACGACAACUGGGUAAAGCAUGAGGAGGUGUUAGAUGGGUUGAAGCCAAACUGCAAUCUUAGACUUCUAAGAAUUGGAGGGUAUGGUGGAGAGAAAUUUCCAUCUUGGUUUAUGAGAAUGGGUGCAGUCUACAACCUGGUAAAGAUUAUAGAGCUUGUUGGUUGUACGAGGUGCCAAAAAUUGCCAACAUUGGGGAACCUGCCUUAUCUUGAAAGGCUUAAGAUCACAAAUAUGGACAGGUUGGAGCACAUAGGUGCAGAGUUGUAUUGUAAUGCUGAGAUUUUAACUGAGGAUGCGAGUAGCAGUUCUAACUUUGAGGUCGUAUAUUUUCCAAGCCUGAAAGUACUUCAACUAUGUGGGCUUCAGAAUUUAAGAGAAUGGGGUGAACCGUGCUCUGGGGUGAGGUCAUCAAGGACUUUCUUUCCUUCCCUGGAAGAAUUGCUUAUGGAAGACUGCCCUGAGUUGACGACAACUGCAAAUAAUUUCCCGUCUCUUGAAAAGCUAACUGUUAAAAACAACACUUCCGGUGUCCCUGUGGUAAAAAUACUUGACCAUGAAAACAGUCUCGCUUGUCUGAAGAAUCUUCAUAUCAAAAAGGUGAAGCAGCUCACAAGUUUAUCUCAGAAGUUGACAGAGUACUGCACAUCACUCCAAGUAUUGGAAAUCCAAAGAUGCCACAAGCUGACUUGCUUGCCAGAGAACCUUUCAAAGUUGAUUUAUCUUGAAGAUUUGCAAAUAACUAAAUGUUCCAGCUUGGAGUCUCUACCCAACCUCAGCGGUUUAGCUUCGUUGCGUUGUUUUCAUCUCUUCUGCAAUAAAAAUUUAAAGUAUCCUCUAGAAGGUCUGCAAUGUUGCACGACGCUGGAAGAAUUGGUGUUUUCAAUUUGCCCAAUAACUGAGACACUUCCUGACCUGAAAGCAUUGACUCGUCUUACCGCUCUCAGCCUUGUCGGUAUACAAGGUAUGCCCAAGAUGAUAGGUCAGUGGCCUGAUUGUAUAUACAGCCUUCCGUGUCUUCAAACGUUACAUAUUGGGAGGUAUGAUCAGCUAGAUCAUUUUCCUGAUAUAAAUCCCCUUUUGAAAAUCACAUCUCUCAAGAAUUUGCUGUUGUAUGGUUGGAAAAACCAAGAUGCGGAUAUUAGUCUUCCAGAACAACUUCAACACUUUAAGAUGCUGCAACAAUUGCAUAUUCGUUUAUUUGAGAAUCUGGAAAGUCUUCCGGAUUGGAUCGGAAACCUUUCAUCUCUCCAGAUAUUGGUCCUUUCUAGAUGCAAGAAGUUGAAGAAACUAGCGGCAGAGGAUGCCAUGAAGCGACUCACCAAAUUAAGCAACUUGAAAUUUCAAGAAUGCCCCCUGCUGGAGGAAGCCAUCAAGACCAAUGGCACAGAGCAUCACAUGAUUUCUCACAUUCAAGUUGACACCGAAUGAAUUUGGCAAUCCUUGUAUUUAUAAAUUACUAUUUUUAUGUAAAAUUUCAAUUCCUGUAUUUAUACCCCUUAACAUUUAUGAAUUCUUUCUUUCUAAGUGUUGAAAAUUUAUCAUUCUACAAAUCGUACCAAUCUUUGUACAGUAUGCCUUUCUUUCUUUUUUCUUUUUUUUUUUUUCAAAUUUUUUUUUUACGAUGUUUAAGAUGAUACUCAUUUGAUUAUUACUAUUUGUUCUUUCCACUAAGACUAAUGUUCUUAUAAUUAUUAAAUAAAAAAUCGAACAAAUGUCCUUUCUAUAUAAAAUAUGUGUUCUUUUUUCUUUUUAGAAAGUAAAAUAUGUGUUCUUGAUAUUAAAGCUAUAUGCUUUUUAUAUUUAAAUAAUACAAGUAUAUUUACACGGGGUUCAUGUUCAUUAAUUCCCUCUCUAUAUGAAGUUCAAGUGUUUUGUAUUUAUCCCUUAAAAGCUAAGAGGCACACUCACAGUAUAAGAAAUUUAUUAUUUUAAUUUACUUAUAAUUUUAUUACAAAGUAUUUUAUUUCUAUAAAUAACAAUGUCUAUAAAAGAUAUUACUUCCUUCAUUUUUUUUUUAAGAUGCAUCAUAAUCUAUGAAUGAAAGUUUCAAUUUAAACACAUCAUUUUUCUUUUUGGUUAAUAAA
Messenger RNA from Chenopodium quinoa (quinoa), 4934 nucleotides. Its product is annotated as putative disease resistance protein RGA1. NCBI's taxonomy places the organism in Eukaryota, Viridiplantae, Streptophyta, Magnoliopsida, Caryophyllales, Amaranthaceae. Bases 1543 to 4278 code for a protein of 911 amino acids. The transcript is spliced from 2 exons. Gene Ontology annotation, molecular function: ADP binding. The record is from RefSeq and is a predicted model, not a curated record. Gene Ontology annotation, biological process: defense response to other organism.